UGUUAUAUAUUACGUUAGGAGCUUACAUUGGGUUUUGUCUGACAUUAUAUUACGUUUGACAGCAGUGGGCUAUAUUUUCAAACAAAAAAUAAACAACGCUUUCCCGGAAGUGCUUUGUGCUCGCGCCACGUCAGAACUACAGACUGUUGCAGCGCUGAAGAACAGCACUGAAGAACGCUGUCUGUCUGCACUUUCUCUUUGUUUUCACAAUGCUGUAUUUGGCAUUCACCUGUUUGCUGCUGUCGAAUGCAUUUGUGGUGUUUGGGGGGGAGCUCACAUUUGAACUGCCUGACAACGAUAAACAGUGUUUCUACGAGGAGCUGGAGAAAGACGUGAAGUUUGACAUAGACUUCCAAGUUAUUUCAGGGGGCAACUACGAUGUGGACUGCUUUGUCACCGAUCCUCGUGACAACGUCUUGUAUAAUGAGAAGAAGAAGCAGUAUGACAGCUUCUCUCACACCACAACUAUGAAGGGAGUCUACAAGGUUUGCUUCAGCAAUGAGUUCUCCACUUUUACACAUAAAGUAGUGUACCUGGACUUCCGCCAUGGGGAUGAGGAACCUCUCUUGGAAAGCAUGAAAAAAAGCACAGCACUGACUCAGCUGGAGUCGUCUUGUGUCGCCAUUCAUGAGAUCCUGAAAGGGGUGGCUGACUCGCAGACGUGGUACAGGCUGAGAGAGGCGCAGGACCGCACAAAAGCAGAGCACCUGCUGGAGCGUGUGACCUACUGGUCCAUCGGAGAAACCGUCCUGCUGUUUGUCAUCGGCAUCGGUCAAGUCAUGAUGCUCAAGAGCUUCUUCUCUGAGAAGAAAGGCUCAGUGGCAGCUACCACUUAGAACCCAUGGUGUCAGUGUGCCCUCAGAAACACAAGUGAAAGGUUGCUAAUGUGAACACAGAAAUGUAUCUGCAGAUUAUCGCAUACUGUUAGUAUUUUCAACAAAGCCUAUGGUAAAUGGAAAGUUCAAGGACUUUUUUUUUACAUUCCUGUCUGAUAAAACUUGAAUUCCUUUUUUACACAAGUUGUUUUGUUCAACAACUUUCUACUGAAAAGAAACACCACUCGUGUCUCUGUUUAAAAAUGCAGUUGACAUCUUUCAGCCUCUCAGAGAUUGUGAUGUUUUUAUAGAAGUGCAACAGAAGCCAUGCUUAGUUUGAUCUGCCUAUUAAGUUGCCCAGUUUGCCUUACAGUAGGAACUUUGUGGAUUUCCGUCUCCAUACCUGCAGCAACAGUUGUGGCACACAUAAAAACCAAAGAGAAAUUGUGCUUAAAUGUUUGUUUUAUUUGUUGUAUAGAAUCUGUUAUGUUUAUUGUUUCCUUAAUUUAUGUGUACAAAAUCAUUAUGGGCUAUAAGAGUACUGUCUCCCUUAUGUCGUUGUUCGUCUCAUACAGAGUGCCUUAGACAUGUUUUCCUCUUGCAAACCAAGUUAAAGUUUGUUUUAAUUUUAAUAUAUAUAAUCCCUUACAUAUACAUACAAUCACUGUUUUUGAUUGGAUUCUCAGUUUUCAUUCAUAUGCUUUACAUUUUUGUCAUUGGAAAGACACCAAGUGUAAUAGUUUUUUUUUUUUUUAGCACAAAAAGUUUCUUUGGCAAUAAAGAUUCAAUUUGAAGACAAAUUUACAAAAUCAGAAUUGUGUAAACUUGUCUGUGUAGAUUCUCAGUCAUCCAGGUCAUGAUAGUCUUAAGCAUUUGAAGUGAAGGUAAUUGGAUGUCUUUUUCAGGUUCCUGAAGGUGUUUCUCACCUCUCAGACAGUUCUUCAUUUCGUCUCACAUGAGAGGUGAAACAUCUUUAAGAACCUGAAGAGAUAUCCAGUUAUCUUUAACUCAAGCACUUAAGACUAAUCAUGUCAGUAAUUUUACAGACAUUGUCAGAUUAUAGAAUGGCUCUGAGUGCUGUAUUGCUUUUUCAAAUCCAGUGUUACACAAUAUUUAUUUUAUUUAAAAAAAAAAAAAAACCCUAAAGAUUUUAACUCUAACCGUCUUUAAUGCUAUAGGUCUCCAUUAUGUUUCUCAAGAUGAUCUGCUGGAACCCCCAGUCCUAAAGUCCUGCCACAUUAAAAAUGUUUUUUGCUGUUUGACUUAAAUAUUUGACCUUCAUUAUACAUAAUGCCAAACAGAAAUGUUACAAAUUAAAUAAAAAUCCAAGAUAAAGUGUCCCAGUGGAGUGUUUGGCCAUCACGUGCCAACCAAACAGCUUCUGUGCUUUUUAGCAUUAAAUUUCCAACCACUC
Messenger RNA from Archocentrus centrarchus (flier cichlid), 2229 nucleotides. RefSeq names its product transmembrane p24 trafficking protein 3 (gene tmed3). The record is from RefSeq and is a predicted model, not a curated record. Bases 210 to 836 code for a protein of 208 amino acids. NCBI's taxonomy places the organism in Eukaryota, Metazoa, Chordata, Actinopteri, Cichliformes, Cichlidae. The transcript has 3 exons.